AUGGGGUCCGAAUACGGUGCCACGGCUGAGUCCAAGGCCCAGAUUGAUCUCGGCCCCGUCACCAUCUGGUGGGCUGUCUGGGCAUGUGUCUGGACUUCUGCCCUCGUGGCCGGUAUGGCCUAUCUGAUCGCCAACCGUGAUAUGCCGACUCUUCGCAUUCGAGGCCUCGCUCUAUCGUUAACUUCUAUCGCUAUUCUUCAUUUAUACUGGCUCCCGACCCAGUUCGCAACUAUGAUCGGAACUAUCCUGCCGGGUGACUGCGCCUAUUGGCUUAUGGGAACCUUGCUGCCCUGUGGCAUGGCGCUCUUCCAUGGCUCUAACACUCGCUUCCAACAUGUCGCAAAGCUCCAGAGAAAAUUUGCUCUGGACGGACACCGUUUCACUGAACCGCCUACCUUGGAACACAAGAAUGGGUUGAUCAACCGUUUCCGUGCUCUCGGAUAUACCACCAAGAUUCUUAUUUACGUUGCUAUCGCAAUGUUUGCUCAGGUGUUUCUCACUGUCCUCAUGUGGGUGAUCUCCCGCAAGUACCAUAGCUCAUGGGGUAUUCCCGGCACCGGAGUCCAUGGUACCCCUGCAGAGGUGCUCGCGGCGCAAGGUGCAGGAUGGGAAUGGUGGCCUGGUGUGGUCUCGCAGUUCUUCUGGUCUUGGAUCGUUGCCCCCGUCGUCCUUUGGAAGUCUCGCAACAUCCACGAUACCCACGGCUGGCGAGUCCAGACCAUUGGCUGCGCUGUUUCCAACCUACACGCUACCCCAAUGUGGCUCAUCGGUCUCUACGUCCCCGCCAUGGCCCCGGUUAACGCGGUCUUCGUUCCUCCCCAGUGGAUCUGCCUAUCCAUCAUGUUCAUCGAAAUCUUCACAGUCUUCCUCCCCUGCUGGGAAGUAAUGCGCCACCAAUCCCUCCGACAAGAAACCCUCGAGUCGAUUGCGCGCUGGGAACUAAAGGUCAAAUCCACCGGCUCCGAACAAAAUUCCCUCCACUCCGACGUGACAAUGGUAGCAUCGAUGAUGUCAGGCUGGAAAUCGAACAGCUCGACAAGCACAUUCAACUCCCGCGACAGUAUCCUCACAAUGGGCGCACUCGAGCACGUCCUCGAGCGCAACCCUGCCCCACUACAAGAAUUCUCCGCUCUGCGCGAAUUCUCUGGCGAGAACAUCGUCUUCCUGACCAGCGUCGCAGAAUGGCGCAGCCGACUACCCCAAUCCAUCAAAGACGGCAGCGCCCUCCAAGAAAAGAGCCAGCGCGACAUCGUCCGCGAACACUUCAACCGCGCGCUGCACAUCUAUGCGGAGUUUAUCAGCGUCCGCCAUGCUGAGUUCCCGGUCAAUAUCUCGAGCCAGGAGCUGAAGAAGCUGGAAGACAUUUUCGAGAAACCGACGCGUCUUCUGUACGGCGAGGAGCGCGAGUGUGAUCCCACCACCCCCUUUGAUAAAUUCACUUUUGAUUUGCCGUCGCCGGCUUCUGUGGACUCUGGGAAGACUAUGCAGGCUGAGAUGGCGGGGUCGAUUAAGGACCGCGUGCAAUACUGGGGUGAUAUUCCGGCGGACUUUGAGGCUUCGAUCUUUGAUGCUGCGGAGGCUAGUAUUAAGUACCUUGUGCUUACGAAUACUUGGCCUAAGUUCAUUAAGGAUCGCAGGACUUCGGUUGGUUCGUCGAUCGAGACUCUCAAGGUUGAGGUCUAG
Penicillium samsonianum is the source of this 1683-nucleotide messenger RNA. RefSeq lists its product as uncharacterized. The record is from RefSeq and is a predicted model, not a curated record. Lineage: Eukaryota; Fungi; Ascomycota; Eurotiomycetes; Eurotiales; Aspergillaceae. The transcript has 3 exons. The coding region runs from base 1 to 1683 and encodes 560 amino acids.